This is a messenger RNA of Acanthoscelides obtectus, 493 nucleotides long. Lineage: Eukaryota; Metazoa; Arthropoda; Insecta; Coleoptera; Chrysomelidae. The record is from the annotation of a GenBank genome assembly.
GCACAUUUCUACCGACUUUUUGCCGAACGUGGCAACGGUGUUCAACGGCAAGUGGUGGAUGCGUACACAGAAUUUACAAACAUCUGGUGUUUGUUAUUGUGCACAGUGAAUUUGUUGCGAGUAUUCAAAAAUGUUUUCAGGUUGUUUUAGCGGCAAUUAUAGCAUUGUUAUCAUUGAUAGACAAUUUUCAAAGACAAUGGGACGUCGGAAGUGCAUUCUUUGUGGAGUUAGCAGUGAAAAAAAUGAGGCAACCUUCCACAGAGUCAAAGAAACCAAAGAGCUGUACCUUCUCACAUAUAAGUUAUCUCAAGAUCAUUUGGAAAUUUUCUUCAGUUGUAUAAGAAGCAAAGGAGGAUACAGCAAUAGUCCUACCUCGAAGCAGAUUCAGAAUAUUUUAAAAAAAUUAUUACUUCAUACUGAAAUAACUGGCAAUGAAGCAUCCAAUGUCGUGGCAUUAGAUAGUACAUCCAUCAUCUUUAGAGAUCAAAAUUAG